This is a messenger RNA of Culicoides brevitarsis, 2742 nucleotides long. RefSeq names its product spermine oxidase-like. NCBI's taxonomy places the organism in Eukaryota, Metazoa, Arthropoda, Insecta, Diptera, Ceratopogonidae. The transcript is spliced from 3 exons. Bases 1 to 1629 code for a protein of 542 amino acids. Gene Ontology annotation, molecular function: polyamine oxidase activity. The record is from RefSeq and is a predicted model, not a curated record.
AUGCCUUUGGUGUUCUGGAUGGAUGCUCCUUGUGGACUAAAAUUAGUACAUACCUUCGUAUUAGUUUAUCCCAUUUGUUUUAAAUCCUUUGAGCCAUCGGAUUGUUGUCCAGAAUCCACUCGCGAAGUCGAUAUCCUGAUAUUAGGUGCAGGAGCUGCAGGUUUAGCAGCUGCUCGAACAAUAAAAAAUCACGAUCCAACGAUAGAUUUCUUGAUUCUCGAAGCUAACAACAUUCCCGGAGGACGUAUAAAAAAUGAUUUCAUGACAAAUGUCGAUCCAGAGGAAACGGAACUUGUUGAAAUCAGUGCUGGAGCUCAAUGGUUACAUGCAGUAGCGAAUCCAUUACACGAUUAUGCCGAAGAAAAGGGACUUUUAACAGAUUUGGAGAGUGACGAAGGGCUUGGAGUGUUUUUGAGAGAUGAUCAUGUGAGAAUGAACGACAACUUUGUCGAUAUGGUUUAUGAUUUUGUCGGAGAAAUUCUUGAAGAUGUGAACAAAUUUGCAAAUCAAUCACACAUUUAUCGAAAUUAUCCAGAUUCGCUGAACGAAUUCUUGGAUUCCGAGUUUGAAAUAAAAAUUCGAAGACUCAAACCACGUGACCGAGUUGUUGCGCGCCAAAUUUUAGAUUGGCAUAAACGUUUUCUAGCCAUCGAUUGGGCAGCGAAUGACUUCAAAAAAAUCUCCGCCAAAGAAUUUGGUCGCUUUUGGUUGAUUCAAGAUAGUUGGGAACAUAUCAACUUCAGAAACGGCUUUGCUGAAGUUAUGCAUUUACUUGCGGAGGAAAUUGGUCCCGAAAAAAUCGAAUACAAUAAAUUAGUUGAGAAAAUUUACUGGGGAAUUGAACAAAAAUCAAGUUCGAAUUCGAAAAAUUUUCUCGGUGACGAAAAUAAGCAAGUUCUUGUGAAAACCGCUGAUGGCUCAUUUUAUUUGGCAAAUCAUGUAAUUGUGACUUUUUCUUUGGGAGUUUUGAAACGUCAUCACGAAACGAUGUUUGAGCCAAAAUUACCUUUAAAUCAUAAAGAAGCCAUUGAAUGUCUUGGCUUUGGAGCAAUCACGAAAAUUUUCCUGCAAUACGAGUACAACUUUUGGCGUGACGAGGAAGGACUUCAGUUUGUCUAUCGUGAAAAUGAAGAUUAUGAGGAAAAAUCUUGGAUUCGUUACAUGACGGGCUUCGAUAAAGUCAUUUCUGGCAAAAAUAUGUUCCUUGGAUGGGUUGGGCAACAAGGCACAGUUGAGAUGGAAAAACUUUCGGAUAAGGAAAUUAUUGAUGAGCUCGUUGGAUAUAUUUGUAAAUUCACAAAGAGACGUUUUCCGUAUCCAAAGCGAUAUUAUGUUUCCCGUUGGCACAACAAUCCCCUCACACUCGGUAGUUACAGCUACGCUUCCGUGAAUUGUGAUUCCAAGGGCCUCACUGGAGAUGAUCUCGCGCGUCCUCUUACCUUCUUUGACACUUGGGGCACCAGCUCAUCAAAUUAUUUCAUGGAACACGGAAAGCCUUUGUUACUCUUUGCCGGCGAAGGUGUUAGUGAACAUUAUUUUUCCUGCGCACAUGGUGCCUACUACAGUGGAGAAUCCCAAGCUAAUGUCAUUCUAGCAUAUAAGAGUCGUUACGUGACACAAACUAAUUAAGGCCUCAACACCUUAUCACCGAUUAGGUCUCACUUGAGAGCACUUUAAUGUCGAUUAUGUAAAUUUUCCGUUACCAUUACGCAGAUGGCAGUUGAUCAUUUGUCAUUUUUCUGACAGAAAUGUCUUUAUUUUUCCGGGUUUUUGUAUCAUUUUUAUUUUCAUUUCCACUGAAAACGGUCAAAAAAGAUGAAAAAUGCAAGAUUAAAUUAACUCAAAAUGCGUUCAACCAAAAAUUUCAUUAAAAUUUCCCUCUCUUAACUACCGCCAAACUUCAAAAUUAAAUAAUUUCGCCGACAAUGCACCACACAAAAAGCCUAACUAUUUAAUUUAAAACAAAUUUUGCCAACUUCCUAUUUUAUAUGAUGUUAGAACAUUAUCUCUAUUCAAUUAUCACAAAUAUUUACUCGGUACGGUGCUUUAAAUUGCACGCGCUCACGAUAAUAUCGCACGCAUGAAAUACUCGCCAAAUAUUACCUCCAGUUAUAACAUUCAAUAUUAUUAUGCAAACAUUCCCAUAUACGACGAUGACGACGAUUAAAUCUAAUAAAUAAGCUCAAGUGCAUGCCGUCGCGUUAUUAACAGCUGAUUAAUUUUCGCUUAUAUGCGAUUUCAUUCGAAGACAGAUAUUUUCAAGUGCACACACAGAAAAAAAAACAUUCAAUAGACAAAUUACCCUCCAGCGAUAUAUUUUUACCACGAAGAGUCCCCUUGUACAUCGCGAGAAGACGAAAGAUUUCAACGAUGGAUUCGUACAAACGAAAUUUCAUUCAUGAGAAAUUUUAUUCUGUUCAUUUUUGUCGUGCGUGAAUGAAUGAACGUGUUGCACGAAAAUAUCGUUUUUUCCCUUCUACACGUUGUAUGGGCGCCGCACAGCUACAGAACGCCAGAACGAUGAAUGAAACUUAUCGUUUUGUUUUGAAAAUAACAGCACAGACGAUGUUACAAACAAUCAGUAGUCGAACAGACGUCGUUGAUGCCGGUGCAACAGAACGUUGUUGCUUCACUCUGGAAUAAAAUUUACGAGAAAAAAAAAUAAAUAAUUGCCGAGAAAUUAAAAAUAUAAAAAAAAUCAUAAAUUAUUUAAAUAACAAUUAAUUUUUUUUCGUGCAUAUC